UACCGUACACGUGUCAUCCCUCAGUUCUCUUCUUCUAUAAAUACCCAAAACCCCCCUUCGCAAAACAAACCCUAUUUCUCUUUUCUUAAAACACGUUCCUCGAACUAAUUUACACCCAGAGAAACCCUAGAUCCGCAGAUCGGUCCUUAUCCAGGUUUUGAGGAUGGUGUCCGACGCCAGCAAGAAGAAGGCCGCACAAAAGAAGGCGGCGGCGGCGGCCAAGAGGGGUGGAAAGGCAGCUGCAUCGUCUAAAGCUGCUGCUUCGGCUGAUAAUGGAAGUGUCGACAAGUUGUCGAGUGGAGUUGGGGCUAUUCAGAUAUCGGAUCGGACUUGUACUGGCGUGCUAUGUUCUCAUCCUCUUUCCAGAGAUAUUCGCAUUGAGUCUUUAUCAGUUACUUUCCAUGGACAUGACCUCAUUGUGGAUUCUUUGCUUGAGCUUAACUAUGGCAGGCGAUAUGGAUUGCUGGGAUUAAAUGGAUGUGGGAAAUCAACACUCUUGACUGCAAUAGGUUGCCGUGAGCUUCCAAUUCCAGACCACAUGGAUAUAUAUCACCUCUCAAGAGAAAUUGAAGCUUCUGACAUGUCUGCACUUCAGGCUGUCAUUAGCUGUGAUGAGGAGAGGUUGAAACUGGAGAAGGAAGCUGAAAUUUUAUCUGCACAGGAUGAUGGAGGUGGAGAGACUCUUGAACGUAUAUAUGAACGUUUGGAGGCUAUAGAUGCAUCUACUGCGGAAAAACGUGCUGCUGAGAUAUUGUAUGGUCUGGGUUUCAACAAGCAGAUGCAGGCAAAGAAAACCCAGGAUUUUUCCGGUGGCUGGAGGAUGAGGAUUGCAUUGGCACGGGCUCUUUUCAUGAACCCUACAAUCCUUUUGCUUGAUGAACCUACCAAUCAUCUUGAUUUAGAAGCUUGUGUCUGGUUGGAGGAGACUUUGAAGAGAUUUGAUCGCAUUCUAGUUGUGGUGUCUCACUCCCAGGAUUUCUUGAAUGGUGUUUGCACAAAUAUUAUACACAUGCAGAGCAAGAAAUUGAAGAUCUACACUGGGAACUAUGAUCAAUAUGUUCAGACCCGAUCUGAACUGGAGGAGAAUCAGAUGAAACAGUACAAGUGGGAGCAGGAGCAGAUUGCUUCAAUGAAGGAGUACAUUGCUAGAUUUGGACAUGGUUCAGCAAAAUUAGCCCGUCAAGCACAGAGCAAGGAGAAAACACUUGCAAAAAUGGAGCGAGGGGGGCUCACAGAGAAGGUUGUCAGAGACAAGGUUCUGGUCUUUCGAUUUGUUGAUGUUGGGAAGCUGCCACCACCUGUGCUUCAGUUUGUGGAAGUUAAAUUUGGAUAUACUCCUGAUAAUCUCAUCUACAGGAACCUUGACUUUGGGGUAGAUCUGGACUCUAGGAUUGCUCUGGUUGGGCCAAAUGGUGCUGGGAAGAGCACAUUACUGAAACUUAUGACUGGAGAUUUGGCCCCUAGUGAUGGCAUGGUUCGGCGGCACAAUCACUUGAGAAUUGCGCAAUUUCAUCAGCAUUUGGCCGAGAAACUUGACUUAGAUAUGUCUGCCUUACAAUAUAUGAUAAAAGAAUAUCCUGGGAAUGAGGAAGAAAGAAUGAGAGCAGCAAUUGGGAAGUUUGGGUUGACUGGCAAAGCGCAGGUGAUGCCGAUGAAGAAUUUGUCUGAUGGGCAGAGGAGCCGCGUGAUUUUUGCAUGGUUAGCUUAUAGGCAGCCGCAGCUGCUGCUGUUGGAUGAGCCAACAAACCAUUUGGAUAUUGAGACCAUUGACUCUCUGGCCGAGGCAUUAAAUGAAUGGGAUGGUGGUCUGGUUCUCGUCAGCCAUGAUUUUAGGCUUAUAAAUCAGGUGGCGGAGGAGAUAUGGGUGUGUGAAAAUCAAGCUGUUACCCGAUGGGAGGGUGAUAUCAUGGACUUCAAAGAGCACCUCAAGAAGAAGGCUGGCUUAUCUGAUUGAGAGGAAUGAUGAGAUUGCUGUGAUAAUCAUUAUCGUAUUAUCAGCAUGCCUUUUUGUCUAUGGUUGAUAAUCACAGCACACGGCUACUUACAGUUGUGGAUCACGACAUAGGCAGGUAAUUCUUGUGACUGAAUGAUGUUGGCAUUGGGUUGAUUAUGAUGAAAGCUAAGGGCAGAGAUGUGUGACAAUGGCUUGGUUAUUAUUUUGAGCUGAAAAGUACACUGUAUUCUGCUCAGAUAGUAGGUGAUUAUUUUUUGUUUUUGAUUUAUUUAUAUAUUUAGUAUACUUGGUUGUGCACCAAGGAGAUGGACAAUAUUUCUGGAAGGCUCACAGUUCACCACUGCUAUGAACCUCUCACUAGUUAAUACUGCUGGGUUAUGAUGGAAUAUACAUUGUACUUGAGAUUAUCUAAAUUUUGUCUACUACGUUUGCUUCUUA
Manihot esculenta (cassava) is the source of this 2392-nucleotide messenger RNA. RefSeq names its product ABC transporter F family member 1. Lineage: Eukaryota; Viridiplantae; Streptophyta; Magnoliopsida; Malpighiales; Euphorbiaceae. Gene Ontology annotation, molecular function: ATP hydrolysis activity; ATP binding. The transcript has 6 exons. The coding region runs from base 164 to 1954 and encodes 596 amino acids. The record is from RefSeq and is a predicted model, not a curated record.